Thrips palmi is the source of this 456-nucleotide messenger RNA. RefSeq lists its product as uncharacterized. The transcript has 3 exons. Bases 17 to 442 code for a protein of 141 amino acids. NCBI's taxonomy places the organism in Eukaryota, Metazoa, Arthropoda, Insecta, Thysanoptera, Thripidae. The record is from RefSeq and is a predicted model, not a curated record.
CACUCACGCACACACUAUGCGACUCUUUGCUCGGGCCUUCCUUUGCAUGUGCCUGCCCGUUAAUCUGCUCCGACACAGGGCUGCACAAAGUGCAUUUGCGAUGGCAUUGGACAUUGCUCGGUGGGACACGGUGUCUGGCUGGAGGGAUCAUUUCCUUAUGAUGGCUCUAGGCGACCUCUGCUUCGUCUAUGAAGAAAUCGUAACGGACAUUAUCAGAGUCAUAGCUGAAGCCACGCAGGCACCCACCAAGUGCCCCAUUGCUGACGGAACUUACCGUGGAGGGAACGCGCCGGCCAGGAUCAGUCCUCUGCGACAUUUUCCCUCGCUGCCGUAUGGCCGGUACAGAGUGUACACCCUGUAUUUGUUUCCGAAGCCACUGAAAGGUCCCAAAGUGAGGGGCUGCAUGCGCAUCAUUGCCGACGUUGUGACCCAGAACGAAUAACGGUUCGCGUUAAA